AUGUUCAACGAUCGCCUCGCUGCGGCAAACAGAUUAUCAAAGGUAGCACAUCAAUUUUACUUCUUUCAAUCAUUUCUUGGUAUUCACAACACUUGUGCUCAACAACCACACUACUAUUUUCAUCAUCAUGCUCACACCAAGCAUCUUGAUCCAUCCAUCACAAAGCUGGUUAAAGAUUUUAUUCUAGACAAGAAUGAUUUCUUGCAGAAACACAUUCAAACUCAUGGCUCACUUCAACACAUGCCUCUACUGUUUCAGUCCGAUAAGAAGAUGGUGUUGGAAGCUGUGAAAAAGAAUGGAUGUGCCUUGGAGUUUGCUUCUGAAGAACUUCGAAAUGAUUUACAAGUGGUUCUGACUGCCAUUCGACAAAAUGGCAUGUCUAUUCAAUAUGCCAGUAAGAGUUUGCGAUUAGACAAGGAUCUUGUCAUUGAAGCUUUGAAAACAGCACCACAAGUAAUUACUAUUCUUAUUCCCGAGUUGGUACAAUUUUAUAGCAACCACACGAGUAAGGAAUCACUGAGCUCCAUUCUUGAAUUGUUCAUUGUACAUGAACCUAAAGUAUUCAAGUUUCUACCUUCUCAUUUACAUGAUCUUAUUGAACCAAGUCGAGUACUUGUUCGAAAUGGAAUGCUGUUGAAAUAUUUCCCAAGACAUGUAAAAAAAAAUUAUGCACACGUGAUGGAAGCUGUCAGUAAUCAUGGACUUGCUCUCAAAUUUGCUAGUCAAAAGUUGAGAAAUACUGAAAACGUCAUUUUAGCAGCAAUUGUGAAUCAUGAUGCAGCUCUACAAUAUGCUUCUGAUAAAUUCAAGUCGAAUGAGGAAUUUAUUUUGUAUACCAUGGGAUUCACACGUGGACGAACAUUUAUUCAUGCAUCUGAGGAUUUGAAAAAGAAUAUAUCUGUGAUCAAUCAAGCAUUAAGUUAUGAUGGAAUGCUGCUGCAAUACGUUCCAGAUAAGAGUGAUCUCUCAAUAAGGGAUCGAGAGAUUAUUUCAGCAGCCAUUCAAGCUUGUGAUUCUUUUGAAACUUUACAAGAAAUUAUUUCACUUGUCACUGUGAAAAAUCCUUCCCUGAUUUGGAAUGAUCAAGAUCUUCAAAUGGAUAUUCUUAUGAAAGCAGUUGAACAUAUUAGUUCAUCAAACAUCGAUUUAUUCAAUGAGUUGAGUAAGAAUGAAGCAUUUCUUCAAAAAGCCAUUGAAAAAGAUUCCAAAUGGUUAGCAUGGUAUGAUAUGAACUCCAUGUCAAGAGAGCAAUUGAAAGAAAUGAUUUCUAAAUAUGGAUUGAAAGAAUUUUCUGAAAAAUAUAUCAAUUACACCUCUGACUAUGAUCUUGUCAUGCAUGCAAUCACUACCAAUGGUGGACAUAAUCUUCAAUAUGCUUCUGAAUCACUUCGAUCCAAUUUGGAAAUUGUUAAUGCUGCCAUUGAAAACGAUGCAAGCACCAUUCGAUUUUGUGGUAAAACCAUUUUAGGGAACAACGAAAUCAUGAAAAGGGUCAUUGAGAAAGAGCCACAAUACUUUAUCUAUGGAGACGCUACUCAAUUAUUAUCCAAUAAGGAAAUGGUACUUUUCAUUUUGCAAGAAUUUAAAGCCAAAAAAUACCACCCAACGAUGGACUCGGUCUUGAUCAAACUGUUAGAAGGACUCUCUGAAGAAUUGCGCAAUGAUGAAGACGUUGCCACUCUCUGUGCAGAUAUUCGUAGCGGUUUAAGCUUGCAUUAUUUUUCACCUCAUAUUCGAAGUAAUUUGCAUGUCAUGUCACAUGCCAUUGCCAAUGAUCCCUUCUCGGUUCAAUUCAUUCCAGAAAAUUCCGAAUUGAGAAAUAAUUUUGAAUUCAUGAUGCGUGUCGUUUCCUUGUCCGGACAAUUGCUCUGUUAUGCCAGUAAGGAGCUCCAAGAUCAUGCAGAACUCGUUUUCCAAGCUUGUAAAUCUUGUUCCAAUGCUUUAGAAUUUGCUUCUCUUCGCUUACGAAAUGAUUUCAAUUUAGUAUUGAAAGUCGUUCAAUUAGAGUGCAAUACAUUUAAUUCUGUGUUGGCAUUUGCUUCUAAGGAACUCCAAAAUAAUAAGGAAAUUGUGUUGAAUGCCAUUCAAAGAAAUCCUCGUGCUUACUUGGAGGCAUCAGAGAAACUUCAAGCAGAUGAGCAAGUGGCUAUGGAAACUGUUUCCCAAAAUGGUAUAUUCUUGUACUUUAUGCCCGAGUCCAUUCGAAAUAAUCUUGAGGUUGUUUUGAGAGCAGUUGAAAAUGAUCCUUGGAGUUAUGCUUUUGUGACAAGUGACAGUAUACGAAAUCAUGAACAAGUCAUAAAGAUUGUAGGACUCGAAUUGAUUGAGAAGAUUGAUCGAUACGACCAAGAUGAAGUAUUUAGAAUGCGCUAUCUAGCCCUCUACGAUUAA
Molecule: messenger RNA, 2391 nt
Organism: Naegleria lovaniensis
Lineage: Eukaryota; Heterolobosea; Eutetramitea; Acrasida; Naegleriidae
Exons: 2
Coding region: 1-2391 (796 amino acids)
Source: RefSeq, a predicted model, not a curated record